CCAUUCCACGAAAGGACAUGGUGGAAGGUGGGUGCUGAGAGAGAUCCUUGUAUCGCAUGUAGCCGAGCCUUCGAAGGUGAGAGACUCGCGAGAAGACGAAGCGACACACGAGAGAUCAGGUUGCCGUUUACGCCGGAGCAUGGCGGAGUAUCUCGAUUCCGAGGCGGACGUGAGCGAGGGCGAGGAGGAGUUGGACCAGAAUGAGAAGAAGAAGCUGAGGAAGUUGAAGGCGGUGGAGGAGAGCGACGACGAGGAGGAAGAUGAUGAGGAUCAGUUGCGUGAGGAACUGAAAGAUUUGAUAGACGACAAUCCUAUAGAGGAAAGCGAAGGUGAAGACAGUGACGGUUCUACUCAUCAUAAAAAGCGUAAGAAGAGCGAUGACGAAGAUUUUGAUGAUCGCUUGGAAGAUGAAGAUUACGAUCUGAUUGAAGAAAAUUUAGGCGUUAAGCUUCAAAGAAAACGUUUUAAACGUCUUCGAAGGAUCCAAGAUGAGGAGUCAGAGGAAGAACAAGAAAAGGAAGCAGAUGAGGAACGGGACGCUAUUGCCAAUGAAUUGUUUGAAGGUUCCGGAGAUGAAAGGGAUAUUAUUACGGAGGACGAAAGACGAAGUGAACGAAGUCAUAGGCCGGAGGCGGAAACCUUCGAGGAAGGCAGUGACGAAGGAGAAUACACUGACGCGGAUGAUUUCAUUGUCGACGAUGAUGGUAGACCUAUCGCGGAGAAGAGAAAGAAGAAGAAGCCAAUAUUUUCUGAUGCGGCGUUGCAAGAAGCACAAGAUAUUUUCGGCGUUGAUUUUGAUUAUGACGAAUUUGGUAAAUACGGCGAGGAGGAUUAUGAGGAGGAAGAGGAAGAAGAAGAGGAUGAAUACAUGGAUGAGGACAUUGAUGCUGAACGGCCGCGACGACCGAAGAAGCAGCUGAAGAAAAAGACCACGAGAAAGAGUAUCUUUGAGAUUUACGAGCCCAGCGAAUUGAAACGCGGUCAUUUUACCGAUAUGGAUAAUGAGAUACGUAACACAGAUAUACCAGAAAGAAUGCAACUGAGAUCUGUACCGGUCAUACCAGUUCCGGAAGGUUCUGAUGAGUUGGACCUUGAAGCAGAAUGGAUCUACAAGCAGGCAUUUUGCAAGCCUACAGUUUCUAUUCAGGAUGCUCACUUGAAUGCUGAGGCUAAGGAACGGGCACGAAAAGGACCGCAGACUAUCGGCAAAAUUAAGAAAGCCUUGGACUUCAUGCGCAAUCAACACUUUGAAGUUCCUUUCAUAUCCUUCUACAGGAAGGAAUACGUACUGCCCGAGCUGAACAUUAAUGACCUGUGGAAGGUUUAUAAGUUCGAUGCGAAAUGGUGCCAGUUAAGCCAGCGGAAGGAGAAUCUGCUCAAGCUGUUCGAGAAGAUGCGUAACUAUCAACUGGAUGAAGUCAUGAAGAAUCCGGACGCGCCGCUACCGGACAACGUGCGAGUGAUCAAGGACGACGACAUUGAGCGACUGAAAAACGUGCAGACGAGUGAAGAGCUCAAUGACGUCUAUAAUCAUUUCAUGCUGUAUUACAGCCACGAGAUCCCGGCGAUGCAGGAAUCCGUGCGCCAGAAGGAGAGGCAAGCGCGACGCGAGGAGAGAAUCCUGCGACGCAGGCAACAGAUCGCUGAGGCAGAAGAAAACGGAGAGGAUCCACCGGAAGAGGAAGAAAUAAUAGAGGAAGAAGAACCUGAGGACACGCUAAAGCAAGCCGUUAGAAGCGGCCCGUACUCGAUCUGUCGGAAGGCCGGUCUGGACAGUCUGGCGAAGAAGUUCGGCCUAACACCCGAGCACUACGCUGAGAAUCUUCGUGACAAUUAUCAGCGUCACGAGGUGGAUCAGGAGCCGACCGAACCGACGACAAUCGCGAUCGAGUACUGCAGCUCGCGAUUCAAGACCAUGGAGGAAGUGUUGAAGGCCGCUCAGCUGAUGGUGGCAAUCCAAUUGGCGCGCGAGCCGCUCGUCCGCAAAUGCGUGCGCGAGAUGUACAUGGAACGCGCCAAGAUAUCCGUGAAGCCGACGAAGAAGGGCAUCAAAGAGAUCGACGAGAAUCAUCCGAUCUACACAAUGAAAUACUUGAAGGACAAGCCGGUGCGCGAUCUCGUGGGCGUUCAGUUCCUGAAUCUGAUGAUCGCCGAGGAGGACAAGCUCAUCACGAUCACCCUCAGUGACACGAUCGAGGGCAACACCACCAGCAAUUACGUCGACGAGAUGAAGCAGCUCUAUUGCCGCGACGAGUUCAGCAAACUCGUGCAAGACUGGAAUGCCCUGCGCGUAGGCAGCGUCGAAAUCGCGCUCAAUCGCAUGGUGAUACCGCAUCUGAAGAAGGAGCUGCGCACGAAUCUGAUCGCCGAGGCGAAGGAGUGCGUGAUGCGCGCGUGCUGCCGUAAGAUGUACAACUGGAUCAAGGUCGCGCCGUACAGCUGCGAGUUCCCGGAGGAGGAGGACGAGGAAUGGGACACCAGUAAAGGCCUGCGUGUCAUGGGCCUGGCUUACGUGCCCGAUUAUUCUCAGGCAGCGUUCACCUGUCUGAUCGCGGCCGACGGCGAAUGUACGGAUUACCUGCGCCUGCCGCAUCUGAUGAAGCGCAAGAACAGUUACCGCGAGGACGAGAAGACUAUGAAGGAGGCCGAUCUGCUGGCGCUCAAGAACUUCAUAGCCACGAAGAAGCCGCAUGUAGUCGUGGUGGCCGGCGAGUCCCGAGAGGCAAUGAUGAUCGCCGCCGACAUCAAAGAAUGCAUCACUCAUCUGACGGAGGAGGAGCAAUUUCCCAGCAUUCAGGUGGAGAUAUGCGAUAACGAGCUCGCGAAGAUCUACUCCAAUAGUAACAAGGGUAACUCGGAGUUUCGGGACUACCCGGAACUGCUACGCCAAGCUAUCUCGCUGGCGAGAAGGAUACAGGAUCCGCUGGUGGAGUUCUCGCAAUUAUGCACGGCCGACGAAGAGAUUCUCUGCCUCAGGUACCACAACUUGCAGGAUCAGUUGCCCAAGGAAGAACUGCUGGAGAAUUUAUAUCUGGAGUUCGUCAAUCGCGUGAACGAGGUUGGCGUAGAUGUGAAUAAGGCUGUCCAACAGGCAUACUGCGGCAACCUUGUUCAAUUUGUUUGCGGUCUCGGCCCGCGAAAGGGUCAGGCGUUGAUCAAGAUGCUGAAGCAGACAAAUCAGCGGUUGGAGAACAGGACGCAGUUGGUUACCGCGUGUCACAUGGGGCCGAAGGUGUUCAUCAAUUGCGCCGGCUUCAUCAAAAUCGACACCAACAGCCUGGGCGACAGUACCGAGGCGUACGUGGAGGUGCUCGACGGUUCGCGCGUACAUCCCGAGACUUACGAAUGGGCCAGGAAGAUGGCAGUCGACGCUCUGGAGUACGACGACGAGGACGCCAAUCCCGCUGGCGCUUUGGAGGAGAUACUCGAGUCGCCUGAGCGCCUCAAGGACUUGGAUCUCGACGCUUUCGCGGAAGAACUCGAGCGGCAGGGUUUCGGCAACAAGUGCGUCACUCUCUACGAUAUCAGGGCCGAGUUGAACAGCCGGUACAAGGAUCUUCGUGUGCUAUAUCAGUCGCCGAGCGCGGAGAAGUUAUUCGACGUUUUGACGAAGGAGACACCCGAGACCUUCUACGUCGGCAAGCUAGUGUUGGCCACCGUGGUCGGCAUCAGUCAUCGAAAACCGCAGGGCGAUCAGCUCGAUCAGGCGAAUCCGGUGCGAAACGAAGAGACCGGUCUAUGGCAGUGUCCGUUCUGCCUGAAGAACGAUUUUCCCGAGUUGUCGGAGGUGUGGAAUCACUUCGACGCUGGCGCUUGUCCGGGCAAGGCUACCGGCGUAAGAUUGCGACUGGACAAUGGCAUCUCCGGCUAUAUUCACAUCAAGAACCUGUCGGAUCGGCACGUCGCGAAUCCCUGCGAGAGAGUCGGUAUGGGGCAGAUCAUUCAUUGCCGGAUUAUCAAAAUCGAGGUAGACCGAUUCAGCGUCGAAUGUACCAGCAAGAGCAGCGAUCUCGCUGAUAAGAAUCACGAAUGGAGGCCGCAACGGGAUCCGUUUUAUGACACCGAGACCGAGCAGAGGGACAUAAAGGUAGAAGAGGACGCGAAGAAGGCGAAACAGCGGCAGAUCUACGUGAAACGCGUGAUCGUCCAUCCGUCCUUCCACAAUAUCAGCUUCGCCGAGACUGUGAAACUGAUGCAGACAAUGAAGCAGGGCGAAGCAAUAGUGAGACCGAGCAGCAAAGGCGCCGAUCACUUGACAGUCACGUGGAAGGUCACCGAUGACAUUCUCCAGCACAUCGAUGUUCGCGAGGAGGGCAAGGAGAACGCUUUUUCAUUGGGACAGAGCCUGUGGAUCGGCAACGAGGAGUUCGAGGAUCUGGACGAGAUCAUCGCUCGACAUGUAAAUCCCAUGGCCGCUUACGCCUCCGAAUUGCUCGACUUCAAGUACUACAAGCCCGGUGUGGAGGGGAUCAAAGACAAAGCGGAGGAGAUACUGAAGGAUCAGAAGAAGGAGAAUCCUGGUGGAAUUCCUUAUAUCAUGUCGGCAGCUAAGACUUAUCCUGGAAAGUUUCUACUCUCGUAUCUGCCGCGUACCCGUUGCCGCCACGAAUACGUCACAGUGACAUCCGAGGGCUUUAGAUUUCGAGCGCAGAUGUUCGGUAGGGUGAGCGACCUGUUGCGCUGGUUCAAGGAACACUUUAGGGAUCCCGUCCCUGGACAAUCCACUCCUAGUACACCGCGCGGCGCGAUGACCUCGAGGACACCUUACACUACUACGCCAGGAACAGUCAGUGGAAUGAAUCAAGAAGCAAUACAGCGAGUUGCACAAAACCUUCCGCAUCACAUGUUGCACUCGCUAUCGCAAGUGGCGAAUCAAACGCCGCAUCACUAUCCGCCGCACACUCCGGGAGCGGCUAGUGCUACCGGCUACGGCGGAGUGCACACGUAUCCCAACACGCCGUACACGCCGUCUGGCCAAACUCCGUUUAUGACUCCGUAUCAGACGCCGCAUCAUACGCCGCAUCACGGCCAGCCCACUCCCAGAUACGGUCAACAAACUCCUAGCCAUCAUCAAGGACCCUUCGUACACCCGCCGCCACCCUCGAUGACGCCCGGCCAUCAUAGGUCCGCUCAAUCGCACAGACCUACACCACCCCUGUCCACUCCUUCCGGCGAUCCCAUGGAUUGGAAGAAGACCGGCGAUCCCACGGACUGGAAGAAGGCCGCCGAAGCGUGGGCACGUUUGAAAAGCGGUCCUCGAGUAUCCGGAUCGACGCCCAGGUACGAAGAGUCCAGAAAAACUCCGCGUAACUACGACGACCCAAUCGGUAGAACGACGCCCUCCGGAAGGAGCAGGCCCUCCUCCACGCGUACUCCAUCGUAUAAAUCUCCGCGAGGUACUCCACACACGAAUUCUAGUCCACGGAGUAUGUCUCUCAGCGGAGAUGGUACUCCUCUCUACGAUGAGAGCUAACGGGAUUGUGCAUAGCUGAUAAUAUUUAUUAGUUACGUCAUAUCAUGCUAUGUAUGAGAUAGUAAGAGUACGUGUGGCCCCUCGACGACGGGUAAUUUGUCUCACCCCGAAAUAUCGUUGAUUGCUCGCGUCAAACCGAUCAUUGGUCGUUGCAGGAUAUGCAACACGCGUAGCGAGUUCUUCCACUUUCUUGCAUGCCGCGAGGUUCCGUUCGCGAAUCAAGAGAGCGUCGAUUGGCUAUUGUAAACUACGGUGUUGUACUGUAAUUUAUUUAUUUUGUAAUUUCGCGAUUUUUUCCUAUGUACAUAAUAAAAUUUACGAAAACUUUAACGAAGACCCCUCUCACGAGCACGCUCUGCAAUCUUCUUGAUUCAUUUUCCCGUACAUGGCAUCAAUGAGAAAAAUAAUUUGUAAAAAGUAAAACUAGUUUACUGGAAUUAUUUCAAUAUUACAAUACAAUAAUUUUCAAAGUUUAUUUUUUUUCAUCAGUUACAAUAAAGAUAUUACAAGACUAGAGUCAACUUAGAAUAAUAUACUUAAUCAAUAUCUUUUUACGGGCACGUUACUAAUAGCAUAGAGUUGAAAAGAGAUUGUAACUGAAUUUUGCUCAAAGAUAUAUUUUAUACUUUUCAUUGGUGCCGUUAUGCUUGUAACAUAGAGAACUGAUUGAUCUAAUUACUUAUCGUACCAGCAGCGGUACAUCUCUUGAGUGCUGCAUGGUUUACAGAUUUCUAUAAGUUUUAUACAUAAAUACCUGGACUGCUAUCUUAGAAAGAUGAAAGUAAGCCAAAUGAUCUUGGGAAAGACAGUGACAAUUUUUCAGGAAUUUUCAUCAUUAACGUUACUUUAUAGAAAAUAUAUGAAUUCACGAAAUAAUUGAAAAUUUUUCCCCCAAACUGAUUCGUAAUUGUAAUAUAUUAGCGAUCUAGGUAUUCUAUAGAAAUCUGCAUUAUGUAUAUAUAUAUAUUCAAGUAGCGUUUAUAUAGAAAAUAUCUGCAGAAUAAUUAAAUUAAGAUUCACUGUCGCUGUGUAUACUUGAAAUUACUAAAUAGCUUGCAUCUGAUUAAUGCCUUAUUUAGUAAAUUUCUUUGUAAAAGCGGAAACAAAGAUGAUUAUCUUUCGUAUUUGUAUCGACUAUGGUUUUUAUUUAAAUAUGCACCAAUGAAUUAUGUAUGUUUCUUAUAUGACUUUACUUAUAUAGAACAGACGCAUUUCAUACAAUUUAUAUAAUUGUUAAAUGAUAACAUUAAACUUAAAAGCAAUA
This is a messenger RNA of Wasmannia auropunctata (little fire ant), 6737 nucleotides long. RefSeq names its product transcription elongation factor SPT6 (gene Spt6). The transcript is spliced from 12 exons. The record is from RefSeq and is a predicted model, not a curated record. Gene Ontology annotation, cellular component: transcription elongation factor complex. NCBI's taxonomy places the organism in Eukaryota, Metazoa, Arthropoda, Insecta, Hymenoptera, Formicidae. Gene Ontology annotation, biological process: transcription elongation-coupled chromatin remodeling; positive regulation of transcription elongation by RNA polymerase II; nucleosome organization. Gene Ontology annotation, molecular function: histone binding; DNA binding; nucleosome binding. The coding region runs from base 140 to 5473 and encodes 1777 amino acids.